GAUGCUGAGGGGCAACAGGCGCGCUCGGACUAAUCUUACCUGAGAAAGAAAUCCAGAGGAAGAGCAAAGAAAGAAGAGGAGGGAAUGGCACUUUGCCAGGGACUGUUUACAUUUAAGGAUGUGGCCAUAGAAUUCUCCCAAGAGGAGUGGGAGUGCCUGGACCCUGCUCAGAAGGCCUUGUACAGGGAUGUGAUGUUGGAGAAUUAUAGGAACCUGCUCUCCCUGGGAAAGAUGCCCCAACUGCAGAGAGUGACAUGAAAUGGGGAAAACAUCGAGAUGGGUAGGACUGCGAACACAGAUAAGAGCUCACAUGGGUAUAGGAUAUUUCUGAUGCAUUUACAGGCAAGGGAUUAUCACCAAAGGAAGAAAUUAAUAAAGAGGAAUUAUACAAUAUGGUUAUAGUGGAAAGAAAUAAAAGCCAUGACAUCAAGGAUUUUGACCUCAUGGAAUUCUGGGAAAAUAUGCAUAAGUUUGACAGUCAAUGGGGAUAUGAUACAAGAAAUUACCAAGGAAUGCCUUUGACUUACAGAAGAAAUCUCACUCAUAGAAAAGACCAUCAACAUAAUAAAUCUUCAAUUAAUUUUUCUUUAAA
Molecule: messenger RNA, 592 nt
Organism: Nycticebus coucang (slow loris)
Lineage: Eukaryota; Metazoa; Chordata; Mammalia; Primates; Lorisidae
Product: zinc finger protein 677-like
Exons: 1
Coding region: 85-258 (57 amino acids)
Biological process (GO): regulation of DNA-templated transcription
Source: RefSeq, a predicted model, not a curated record